Molecule: messenger RNA, 1514 nt
Organism: Impatiens glandulifera
Lineage: Eukaryota; Viridiplantae; Streptophyta; Magnoliopsida; Ericales; Balsaminaceae
Product: pentatricopeptide repeat-containing protein At1g31790
Exons: 1
Coding region: 58-1344 (428 amino acids)
Biological process (GO): RNA modification
Molecular function (GO): protein binding; RNA binding
Source: RefSeq, a predicted model, not a curated record
UGUUUCUUCCUCCCGCUUCUUUCUGGUUCAAGCUCCCUUCUUUCUUAGGAAGAAAAAAUGGCUAUCUCAUUUCUCCAUCCUCCAGUAGCUAUGAAAUCAACCAACGGAUCUACCUCUGUAAAUACUGCUCUUCUCUCUCCCUCUCCUCCUCCUCCUCUUCAUUUUCAAUUACCUCUACAGAAACCCUUGAACAGAGACUUCCUCCGCCUUCCACCCAUAACGCCUCAGCUCACUCCACCCAAGACCAUAAAGAGACGGCGAACACUUUCCAAUCCCACCACCGCCUCCGACAUUCUUCACUUGAUGGAUGUCCUUGGACUUCCAGUGUCCGCAGACAUAUACGCUUCUCUUCUUAAAGAAUGCACACUUCGCCAAGACACUUGCGCCGCCAUCGAACUGCACGACCACAUUAGAAACAGCCGUAUCCGCCUUGAUUUGCCGCUCAUGAAUCGCAUCUUGGUCAUGUACUUAUCCUGCGAGUUAUUUGAAGAUGCACGCCAAGUGUUCGACAAAAUGCCUGUUAGGGAUAACAAGUCAUGGGCAGCAAUGAUUUCUGCUUAUAUGGACAUGGAAGAUUAUUGGGAGGCCAUAUCCUUAUUUGUAGAGAUGCGUAUUGGUCGGAGAAGAGACAAAAACAACACCGGCGAAGACGACGACUCCUUGCUCUCCUUCCCUGUCUUUUGGGUGGUUGUCCGGAUAAUCACUGCAUGUGGACGAGUCCAAGAGUUGGAUCUUGGGAAGCAGAUCCAUGGUUGGCUUCUGAAGCUUGGGUAUGGAAAGAGUUCAUUUCUCACCUCUUUAUUUAUCAAUCUUUAUGGGAAACUUGAUUGUUCAGAAGGGAUUGACUUCACCUUUGAUAACAUGCCUUCCAAGAACAACAUUAUUUGGAUGACUAAACUUGUCAACAACUGUAGACAAGAACAUUUCAAAGAAGUUUUUAGUAUCUUCAAUGAAAUGAACAGAAGUGGUGUGAGGUGCAAUGCUUGUACAUUCUAUAAUGUUCUUAAAGCAUGUGGGAGAAUGGAAAACGGCGGGUUUUGUGGUCAGCAGGUGCAUGCGAAAGCAGUGAAGAUUGGAAUAGUGAACGGUUUUGUUCAGAGUGGAUUAGUUGAGAUGUACGCGAAAUGCAGGUUAUUGGAAUGUUCAAGGAAAGCUUUUGAGAUGCUUGGAGAUGAGAGAAAUUUGGAUUGCUGGAAUGCUAUGAUUAUGGGAUAUGUAGAAGAAGGAUUGGUGGUUGAAGCUAUCAAGAUUGUUUACGAAAUGAAGGCUGUUGGUUUGGAACCUGAUGAAACAUUGCUUGAUGAGCUUAAAUGUGCUUGUGCCAGUAAAGAUCACUACAUGUAAUGAUUCCAUAUAUAUUCUAGCUACACUCGAGUUUCAACUCAACUUGAAGUUGAAAAUCCUCGAGAAUAGGGUUUUGCUAUAGCCUUGUAUGUAAGUCUUAUCUGUAACUGUUUGUCCCAAUCAAGUCUCAUUUGUUUAUAGUGAUGGAUGAACUAUAGAUUCCUCUGUAA